Molecule: messenger RNA, 2879 nt
Organism: Salvia hispanica
Lineage: Eukaryota; Viridiplantae; Streptophyta; Magnoliopsida; Lamiales; Lamiaceae
Product: putative late blight resistance protein homolog R1A-10
Biological process (GO): defense response to other organism
Molecular function (GO): ADP binding
Source: RefSeq, a predicted model, not a curated record
UGGCUCAUUUACAUUUACAUACCCAAACACAAAACUAAGAGAGAGGGAGAGAAGCAAAAAUGGCAGAAGCGGCGGUGACAUUCCUGCUGGAGAACGUGCAGAAGCUGCUGGUGGACCACAUAAACCUGAUAUCGGGAGCGGAGGCGGAGCUGCGGCAGCUGCAGAACGAGCUGGAGCUGAUGAAGGCCUUCCUGAUGGAAUCGGCGAACAAGAGAGAGAAAGGGGAAGUGUUCCGACAGCACGAGAGGCAAAUCCGAGAAGUGGUGUACAAAGCCGAGGACACUCUCGACGCCUGCCUCACCCAGGCCGCCGCCGACAAAUCCAAGCCCUUCGCCUUCAAGCGCUACGACCUCGCCAAGAAGGUCAAGGCCCUCCGCGAGCAAGACGUCCAGCCCAUCUUCGACCGCGCCCGCAUCGGCUUCUCCACCCUCCCCAUCGCCGAUCCCUCCACCUCCGGCCCCCAAAAGCCCAGGACUGAUGACAAAAAGGUUCCUUUGUUGAGAGAAGACAAUGUUGUGGGUUUCGAUGGUGAGGCUGAAACUGUUAUAAAUAAACUCACAGAAGAAUCAGCGGAGCUUGAAGUUAUUUCCAUCGUUGGCAUGCCUGGCCUUGGAAAGACGACUCUGGCAUGGAAGAUUUACCGCGAUCCAAAAAUCCAGUACGAGUUCCCUACUCUUAUAUGGGUGUAUGUUUCUCAAGACUACAACAUAAAAGAGGUGUUCCUCAACAUUCUCAAGAAGUUCACUCAGCUAGACAUGUCCCACUGUGACGAAAAUGAGUUGGCCAGGAAAGUCCGAUCCUAUCUUGAGAAACCGAAAUUCUUGCUAUUCAUGGAUGACGUCUGGACUGAUGAAGCCUGGAAUCAUAUUAGACCUGCCUUGCCAAAGUCUAAUAAGUCCGGAAGAGUCCUGAUAACGAGCCGCGAUGAGAAGGUGGCUUGGCACGCCAGCAAACGAGAACCUCACAGGUUGCGUUUCCUGGAGCCCCCGGAAAGCUGGGAGCUUCUCCAGCUAGAAGUAUUUUCACGGGUCGACAAAUGUCCUAAAAAUGUGGAGAUAUAUGGAAAAGAUAUAGCCAAGCAGUGUGGAGGAGUGCCUCUGGCAAUUGUGGUAAUAGGAGGAAUUCUGGUUGAGAAAUUCUCGAGCAGUGAUAUGAAACUGGAAUGGGAAAAGGUAUCAACGAGUGUAAGUUCGCAUUUGAGCUAUGACAAGCAGAAACGCACUGAAAACAUUAUCCUAAUGAGUUACAACAAGUUGUCAUAUAACCUGAGAGACUGCUUUCUCUACCUUGGGAUGUUUCCUGAAGAUUCUGAGAUCUCUGCUUGGAAGUUGAUUCGUUUGUGGAUUGCAGAAGGAUUCAUACAACAGGAGCCGAAUAAGGGAUUGGAGGAAGUGGCAGAGGAAUAUCUAGAGGAGCUCAUAGCAAGAAAUUUAGUCAUGGUUGAUAAAACUAAGGCUAAAGGAGAUGUCAAAACAUGUCGCGUUCAUGACAUGAUCCGUGAGUUUUGCAAGGGCCAGGCUGCAUUUGCGAAACAGAAUCUGUUCCAAGAGGUGAAAAAAACAACAGAAGGAACGUUCUUUCCUUCUGUUGCUGAUGUGCCAAAUUAUCGCAGGCUUUGCAUUCAUUCCUAUGUUGUGGAUUUCCUCCGCAAGAAGCCCAAGGGUCCGUUUGUGCGUUCUUUCGUGUGCUUCUCUAAAGAACCAAUCAUUUUUCAACCAGAUUGCACUCCAUUGAUCCCUGAAGCCUUCAGUUUGCUCCGAGUUUUGGAUGCGAAUCCCAUCAAAUUUGCCAAAUUUCCCUCUAAGAUUACGCAACUGAUUCAUUUGAGGUACAUUGCGUUGUCUGGUGAUCAUUUAAACAGUCUCCCCGAGGCUAUCUUGAAGCUCUGGAAUCUACAGACUAUUAGGAUUGACACAUUGUCGCGUACAUUUGAGAUCAAAGCAGAUAUAUGGAAGAUGCUGCAGCUGAGGCAUUUGAAAACGAAAGCAGCCAUUGUUAUUAGCAAGGAAGCAAAGGGUAAAGCCGGGGAGAAUCUUCAAACACUCAGUAGGUUGUCGGCCGAGUGUUGCUGGGAAGAAGUUUUCAACAAGGCCUCAAACAUAAAGAACUUGGGGAUUCGAGGGAAACUAAGCACUCUUGUUAACACUAGGUGCUUGGCCGGGUUGGAUCGUCUUCAAAAGCUAAAGCUAGUCUAUGAUGUAUUUCCUGAUGUAAUAUCUCAGACUCCAUUGCGCGAACUUCCUUCUCGAGACAGAUUCCCACCGAAUCUAAGGAUCUUGAAGUUGUCAUGCACGUAUCUCGACUGGAAGCAUAUGGCCACUUUGGGAUCACUCCCUUCUCUUGAGGUCCUCAAACUGAAAGAAAAUGCUUUCAUGGGGAAGUUCUGGGAUACUGUUGGUAACAGCUUUCCUUCUCUUGAAGUCUUGCACAUUGCACGCACCGACUUACAGUUCUGGACUGCCUCGGUGGAACCUUCCCCUCCGUUUCCUAAACUCCAAUGUCUUGUGCUUAAGAACUGCGAGAAACUUGAAGAAAUCCCAGUUUUGCUGAAGAGGAGCCUCCAAGUUUUGGACAUUGAACGUGUCCCGAAAUCGUUCGUUCAAUUUACCAGGCUUAAAAUGGCGGAGGAGAGUCAACAGAUCCCGGGUCAACAAAGAGGGAAAGCAGGUGCACUUAAGCUCAUUAUUGCUCCCGGAGAUGGGCGUUAACCUGUUCGGUCGGACCCAAACUGCUCUUGUAAGUACCUCUUCUUGUUGUUGAGAUUUUUCGACAUUGCAAUGUGAGUAUCAUAACUUGCUUUACCUUUGAUUCCAACUGCUUUGGAUUAAUUGGAGUGAUGGAUCAUUGAACUACAUUUAUAUAUGGAAGUCAUUUUGGCA